AAAGAAGACUCAUUAUCACAAGUCGUCUUUACUAGUUUUACUAUAAAUACUUUGAAAUCGUCUUGAUAAGAAAGCCUCCAACACACAAAAAGGAAGAUAUAAGUUAGAAUGGCAGCAAGAAAACCGUCGGUGAGGCAUCCGAGCCACAACCAUCCAUUGCGCAGUCACAAAGCCCAAGUUGAAGAAGAGAUCAUCUGCUCUGGCUGCGACUUAGACCUGGUAGGUGCAUCUUUUAAAUGCACAAAGUCAGAAUGUGAUUACUUCUUGCACAAGUCAUGUUUCGAGCUUCCCCGUGAGACUCGUCACAAGGCUCACCCGGACCACCCUUUGACCCUUCUUUAUUCCCCACCAUACGAGUCAACUUAUACGUGCGAUGCGUGCGGUGAGUAUGGAUCCGGAUUCACUUACAACUGCUCUAUCUGUCAGUACGAUGUUCAUGUCGGGUGUGUGUCCAUGCCUGAGUCCGUGGAGCGUGAAGGACACAGACAUCCGCUCACAUUGCUCUACCGUUCUCCUUACGAGAACGGUUUAAUCUUUAAUUGCGAUGUUUGUGAAGAGACUGUACCGGACAACCUCUGGUCGUAUUACUGCAAGGAAUGUGACUAUGGCACGCAUUUACAUUCUUGCGCGGUAGAGGAGGAAGAGGAAGAAGAAGAAGAGCCAAAAAGAGGAGGAGGAGGAAACGCAAGAGGAAACAAAAACAACAAUGGAAAUAAAGGAGGAAGAGGGUCAGCGGCAUCGGAGUUAGCUGCAAUGUUGGAAGCUCAAAGGGAGAUGGAGAAGAUGCAGAUUGAGCUACAUAUGGAGAUGCAAAGAGCUAAGAUUGCCAAGAAAGCAAGAAAGGCUUGUCUCAAGUUGAUCUAAAACCUUUUUUUAAUCCAAAUAAAAUAAAAUAAAUACAAAACUUGUUGAUCAUGAGAUAAGGUUGAUACUUUGAAACUCAUUUAAUAAUUGUUUCUUGUGAUUUGGUUGUUCUUGUUUUUCAUUGAAAUGUUGCAAGCUUCCAUGUUUGUUUGUUUUUCUUUCUCUUGAAUAAAAUA
Molecule: messenger RNA, 1040 nt
Organism: Capsella rubella
Lineage: Eukaryota; Viridiplantae; Streptophyta; Magnoliopsida; Brassicales; Brassicaceae
Exons: 1
Coding region: 109-864 (251 amino acids)
Source: RefSeq, a predicted model, not a curated record